AUGAAGGCCGCAGGACCUAUGCCUGCCCCUGACAUGAAGGCUGCAGAACCUAUGCCUUCCCCUGCCAUGAAGGCCGCAGGACCUAUGCCUGCCCCUGACAUGAAGGCUGCAGAACCUAUGCCUUCCCCUGCCAUGAAGGCCGCAGGACCUAUGCCUGCCCCUGUUAUGCAAGUCAAAGAACCUAUGCAGGCUGCUGUUAUGAUGGCCGAAGAGCCUUUGGCUAUAUCUAUCCUGGGAGAACAGUCCAUGCCAGCUGUGGGUAUGCCUGCCCCAGUCAUGAUGGUCGGAGCACCUCCUUCAGUCUCUGUCAUGGAGGUCUCGUCCAUGCCUGUGAAUGAUCUUGCUGUUAUGUCCCCAACAGUAACCAUGAGAGCAGCUUCCCCAGAGCCCAUACUUGUCGCUGACCCACCCAUGCCCUCAAUGGUCAUUCCUUACGUGGGAGGUCAGUACCGUGCCCAGGAUGAGGCAGGACAGUACACCUUCAGCCACUGGGGAGGUCCUAACACCCGAAUGGAGGUGAGGGAUUUCCUGGGACGUACCUCCGGCAGCUUCGCCUACAUCAACUCUGAGGGAGGUGUGGAGGUGAGGAAGUACACUGCUGGUGGUGGAUCUGGGUUCCGCGUGGCAGCCUCAGACCUUCCCCUCGACACACCUGAAGUAGCGGAGAUCAAGGCCGCCAACGCCCGUCUCCUCGCCUCUAUAUCUUCCACGACCAAACGAGAAGAAACUGAUAUGGAAUAUAACUUCCCAAUGGAUAAAGGAAAUUAUCCUUACAGCCCAAAUAACCAUAAUAAUAUACUCUCUCGUGAAGACCGCAACUCUCUACCAGAAGGACCCAUGGCUGCCCUUGUCUCAAGUGGUAACGGCCCUUCACUGGAUCUGUCAAGAUUUUUUACAGCGGAUCCAUCAAUGAACCCAACCGACCUCCCGAGCAGCUACCAAGCUCAAAACAGGGCAGGACAGUACGCCUUCCACCAGUCGGGUGGUCCAUACAAUCGAGCCGAGGCUAAAGACUGUCAGGGACGCACUUACGGCUUCUUCAAGUACAUCAGCCCCGACGGCCAAGUCCAAACAAGGGUGUACCUCGCUGAUAGUGAAAAUGGCUUCCGUGUGUCCGCCUCAGACCUCCCUUGA
Molecule: messenger RNA, 1134 nt
Organism: Homarus americanus (American lobster)
Lineage: Eukaryota; Metazoa; Arthropoda; Malacostraca; Decapoda; Nephropidae
Exons: 3
Coding region: 1-1134 (377 amino acids)
Cellular component (GO): chitin-based extracellular matrix
Molecular function (GO): structural constituent of chitin-based larval cuticle
Source: RefSeq, a predicted model, not a curated record